Molecule: messenger RNA, 330 nt
Organism: Echinostoma caproni
Lineage: Eukaryota; Metazoa; Platyhelminthes; Trematoda; Plagiorchiida; Echinostomatidae
Source: the annotation of a GenBank genome assembly
AUGGGAUACACCUGCACGGACAGUCGAGAUGAUAUCCCCGAGAAAUGGUAUUCCGAAUUCAAGCACUUCCUCCCCAACGUUCCUAUUAUCCUCGUAGGGAACAAAAAGCACCUGUGGAACGAUGAGCGCGCCCGACACCAGUUACCCAAAAUGCAUCCGGAAAUGGUGGAAUCGGAAGAGGGAUGUCUAAUGGUUGAACGCAUUAAUGCUUAUGCAUACCUGGAAUGCUCAGCGAAGACGAAAGAAGGCGUUCACGAGGUAUUCGUAACCGCUACCCGGGCCGCUCUGUCUACAAAGCGCAAAGGAAAGAAACCGUGCGAACUGUUGUAG